AUGUCUUGUAGGAAAGGAACACAUCAUAACUGCACACGAGCUCGGAAACCAGUGAUUUCAGCUUAUUACAAUGGCGCGUCUAUUCCAUUGGGAUAUUUUGGCACAACUAUAAGAAGGAGACCUGUCAGUUUUGGCUUCGAAAAUCCUUUCCAAAGUCGAAGAAAUUUCACAAACAGUCGAGAAAGAUGGAGACAGCAUCAUGUCAAUAUGGCCUUUGGUGAGCUGAGAAAACUUCUUCCAACUUAUCCACCUGACAAAAAACUCUCCAAGCACGAGAUUCUUAAACUAGCUAUGAAAUACAUCACGUUUCUGAGCACUGUGUUAAAAGACAUGGAUUCAAAAGAACCUGAAAUUUGCUCUGAUUUUGUUGUGGGUUCUGAGCAAUAUGCUCCUAAUUCGAGCUGUGAAACUGUAGGUAGCAAUGGAGUUUUGUCAUCCACCUUGAAUUUGGAACGUGUCACUGUUGAUUCACUUGCAUCAGAAAUACGGAUUGAAGAAGCCGUGUGA
This is a messenger RNA of Stylophora pistillata, 507 nucleotides long. Its product is annotated as T-cell acute lymphocytic leukemia protein 1 homolog. NCBI's taxonomy places the organism in Eukaryota, Metazoa, Cnidaria, Anthozoa, Scleractinia, Pocilloporidae. Gene Ontology annotation, molecular function: RNA polymerase II cis-regulatory region sequence-specific DNA binding; DNA-binding transcription factor activity, RNA polymerase II-specific; protein dimerization activity. Gene Ontology annotation, biological process: regulation of transcription by RNA polymerase II. The record is from RefSeq and is a predicted model, not a curated record.